AUGAGCACAUCAGGAUCUGACAGCUCCACCAACAUCAGACUCCAUGCCUCAAGGCCAUCUGUACUGUGUCCACAGACUCCCCAGAGCAACAUCUCAUUCAGCCAGCCUCGCUCCCUUGUGGAGAUGAUAAUGCCGAGAGAGGUCAGCUCUCCACACAACACACAAAUAGCCCCGUAUUCCCAUUAUGAUCUUCUGAACAGAAGUGUGAAGGUAGUAUGGACUCUGUGUCUUCGUCAUCGAGAAACAGUUCUCAGCCACCAAAGUCAAGGACAGUUGGGAUACAGAACUGAAUCCAUCUCACCUGGAAUGAGCCAACAGAAAGAGAAGACCAGUGUCACAGCCGGCCAGUCUCAGAGGGAGAGCUACAGAGUGGGUCCAGUGGUGGCGGAGGGGAGGUCUGUGGUAGUGAGGGACUGCCACCACAAGGGCACUGACCUAUUUGAUGCUGUCCUGCACUGUCGGCACUUCUGUGAGUCUGACGCAACUAUCGCCAUUAGGCAGCUGAGCAUGGCCCUGGUCUACCUCCAUGCCCACAAGAUAGUACACAGAGAUGUCAAACUGGAGAACAUCUUUCUGCACCAGGCAGGAGAGGGGAGGUGGAAUUUGAAGUUGGGAGGAAUGGGAUUGGCUGCUACUGCCUCUGAACCUCUUUCUCUCGUCUGUGGCAAUAUAUUCUACAUGGCUCCCGAGAUGAUCGCCGAGACUGGUUAUGGUACCAAGCUGGACGUAUGGGCUGCUGGUGUUGUAUGCUGCACUCUUCUCUCUGGAAUUAUGCCAUUUGGAGUAACAGUAAGAGAGGAGCUACAGUGUCCAACAUCCAGAAGGGACUUUGUGUGUCAUCUGCUGGUGGUAUCUCCAUGCCAGCGGUACAUGGCCACACAGAUGCUCCAGCACCCCUGGCUGGAGGAGAGGUGGGAGGAGACGUGUGGUCAGAGGGAUUCAGAGCUGAGCAGAGUUCUCAUGGAACACCUGGUCACCAGGUCUGCCACUGCCAGGAACGCUGCACUCCCUACACUUGUUGAGACGGCUUUGGACAAGAGGAAAAGCCUGCCAAACAUGAACCUACUCAGAAGGACCUCAUUUAAGACCCACAAGUCAUCAUAACUCAUAAUGCUACUGCUGCUCAAUCAUUUUUUUUGACACUCAUAAUAGUAUAUUAUAGCACGAAACAAUCACUUCUAAAUGACCGAUAUGAAAAUUUGCUGUACAUACAUGCACGUUAUAAGUGUCCACACACCUAGUUAGUUGAUAAGUAAAGUUUGAAAACAAUAUGGCUCACUGAGAGUUAAGAGUGGCCGUAAUGAUGAUAUCGUUUCUUGUGAUGUAAUUAUAUAUAUUCCACUCCAUCUUCACUAUCUGUAGUAGUAGCUGUGGCAUUGUAGGCCACAUUACACUCCACCUCAUUUCGACCCACAUAACCAUAGGCC
Molecule: messenger RNA, 1427 nt
Organism: Geodia barretti
Lineage: Eukaryota; Metazoa; Porifera; Demospongiae; Tetractinellida; Geodiidae
Source: the annotation of a GenBank genome assembly